AACGACGGAAGAAGGACGGCUGGGGAGUCGCAGCCCGGGAUUGUAAAUAAGACCGUAUAAACUGUGUUUUAUUUACAAAAGUAAUGCCGGCUGUUUUAGAAUACCGUUCCCAGUUGUUUUAAGUCGUUUUUCGUAAUUUUUGGCUCUAUUUCUCGCCUAUUUCCGUGUGGUUUUACACUACGCGUAUAAUGGCGAGCUCGGCAAACUCGAACCCAGUGCCUAAACUUUAUAGGUCUGUGAUAGAGGAUGUGAUCAGCGAGGUGCGAGAGCUGUUCCUGGACGAAGGAGUGGAUGAGCAAGUGCUUUUGGAACUGAAAACGCUAUGGGAAAACAAACUGUUGCAGUCGAAGGCAGUGGAGGGCUUCCAUACAGAAGAACAGGCAGCCCUGCAGGCCGCUCAGCAGCAGCAGCAGCAGCAGCAGCAGCAACAACAACAACAACAACAGCAGCAGCAGCAACAACAACAACAGCAGCAGCAGCACGUUCAGCAGAUCCAACAGGUCCAGCAGGUCGCCCAGCCAGCACAGACCCAGCAAGUCCUCAUGCCUCCUCAGCAGCAGCAAGCUCCCCAGCAGCAAGUCAUUGUUCAGGAUUCAAAGAUUCUACAGCACAUGAGUGCAACAGGGAUGAGUGCAGCAGCUACUGCAGCAACCCUCGCUCUGCCCACAGGGGUCACCCCAUACCAACAGCUCAUCACCAGCCAAGGUCAGAUUCUGCAGGUGGUGCGUGCUCCCAAUGGGGCUCAGUACAUCAUCCAGCAGCCUCAGCAGCAGAUCCUCCUGCAGCAGCAGAUGCAGCCUGGCGGCGUACAGGCUCCGGUCAUACAGCAGGUACGCCCCAUUACACAGGUUCUGACUCCUCUGCAGGGAGGCCUGCCACAGCAAACAGGAGUCAUCAUCCAGCCGCAGCAGAUUGUGUUAGCUUCAGGAAAACAAGUCCAAAGCAAUGCACAGGUGAUGCAGGCAGCAGGUAUGGCGCAGCAGCCUGGUCAGGCAGCUUUAGUGCAGCAGCUUCAGCAGGCCCAGGGUGCAGCUGCACCACAGGCCCAAGCUCUGCCCCAGGCCCAGCAGCAAGCUCAGGCUCAACAGCAGCCGCAGACCCAGCAGCCUCCCAUGAUGCUGCAGGUGGACGGUGCCGGAGACACCUCCUCGGAAGAGGACGAGGAUGAGGAAGAGGAGUACGACGAAGAUGACGAGGAGGAGAAGGACAAGGACGGGGGCGAGGACGGGCAGGUUGAAGAGGAGCCACUGAACAGCGGGGAUGAUGUCAGUGAUGAGGAGGACCAGGAGCUGUUUGAUACAGAGAAUGUAGUGGUGUGCCAGUAUGACAAGAUUCACAGAAGUAAGAACAAAUGGAAAUUCCACCUGAAGGACGGGAUUAUGAAUCUAAACGGGAGAGACUAUGUCUUCUCCAAAGCCAUUGGUGAUGCUGAAUGGUGAAGAA
Messenger RNA from Labrus bergylta (ballan wrasse), 1443 nucleotides. RefSeq names its product general transcription factor IIA, 1 (gene gtf2a1). NCBI's taxonomy places the organism in Eukaryota, Metazoa, Chordata, Actinopteri, Labriformes, Labridae. Gene Ontology annotation, cellular component: transcription factor TFIIA complex. Gene Ontology annotation, biological process: transcription initiation at RNA polymerase II promoter; transcription by RNA polymerase II. The record is from RefSeq and is a predicted model, not a curated record.